UCGCAACUUUUUUCCUUCUAUUUGCGGGUCUCGUAUAGGAGUGGACACUCCAGCAUCUGCAACACUGCAAACGUUCAGUCCUAUGAACCCUUGAAAAAGCCCACUCUACAUGCGCACAAAAUGAUAAGAAGCGCGGUCUCCGUUAGGGGUAAUAAGGGCGUCACCGGAACUGUCACCGCCAACGCCGGAGAUGUCAGGCUCCGAGCAGUCAUUGGCAACGCCGCCUUCGGCAAUGGGUCCGCCGUCGAUGUAGACGGCUUCUUUCUUUCUCUCGAGAAGCCUGGCUCCUUUAUAGUCGACUACGACGUUCCCAAUCAGGAUGUCCGCUUUCAGUUUAUGAACACACUGAAUGUAUUGGAGAAACAGGUGAAUUGGACUUACACUCACUCUAGAAGCGAAAAUCGAACGGUUUUGGAUGGGACUCUUGUUCUUGACCCGGCUAACAAGCUCUCCGCUAGCUAUAAAUUGGGUUCCAGGGAUUGCAAGUUGAAGUACAGCUAUGUGCACCGAGGAGUCACCGCAUUGGAGCCAUGCUAUGACUUUGCCAAGAAUUCUUGGGACUUGGCGGUGUCGCAUAGGAUUGAUAGUGAUGUGAUCAGAGUUUCGUAUGAGACUGCGAGCAAAAAUUUGGGAGUCGAGUGGUCGUGGAAAUCAUUGCUAAACAAAGAGGGAGGGAUUAAGAUUUCAGCGUGUUGCAAUUUGGCAGAGGGGCUACACCUGCCAAAAUUAUCUGCCGAGAGCUCAUGGAAUUUUGAGCUGUAAUUCAAUCGUUGUAUAAUUGGCUGGAGUACCCUAUUUUCAUACGAGAAAUGAUCUACUUCUUCAUCCUUUCUUUA
Molecule: messenger RNA, 836 nt
Organism: Hevea brasiliensis (rubber tree)
Lineage: Eukaryota; Viridiplantae; Streptophyta; Magnoliopsida; Malpighiales; Euphorbiaceae
Product: outer envelope pore protein 24A, chloroplastic-like
Exons: 3
Coding region: 121-762 (213 amino acids)
Biological process (GO): regulation of monoatomic ion transmembrane transport
Molecular function (GO): voltage-gated monoatomic cation channel activity
Source: RefSeq, a predicted model, not a curated record